UUCUGACAGGCAGCGGGGCGGAACCCGCGUGUUUACUAUAAAACCGCACGCUGCGGCUUCUGCGCAAAAGCUCGGCGCGUCCAUGGCGCGGAACGGCGCUGCGCUUCGGACCUACGCGCUGGGGGCUGCGCUCGUCCUGGCUGUGCCCCCCGCCGCGUCCACUGCGACCCCGGCCGUGCCCCGGCCUCCUCUGCUGACCGGCUGCGUGUUCCAGAACCGAGCCAAUGUCACCUGCCACUGGGAGGCGGGAGACGCCGCGGCGACUCACUACACUCUGCAAGUCCACAAGGUUUUAAAUAAGACAGACGAGCACCAGGAGGAAACGUACCGCGUGCUGCAGACGUUCGCCUGCGCCGCGUCGCGCGGCAGCUGCACGGCGGGAAUGCCCGGCUCCUCCGUGAGGUUCGUCUACUGCGUCACGGUCACGGCCCACGCCCGCGGGGGCGACGCGGCCUCGGCGCCGCGCUGUCAGUCUGGGAGGACCGAAGUGAUGCUGCCUCCCGUGACUCUGGGCACGAUCGAGCCGGUGACCGCGAGGCCUCGGUGUCUGAACCUGAGCUGGAGCGGCGCCUUGGCUCUGUUCCCUGUGUCCAAACCCGAAGUGCGAAGCGGAUUCUUGAAUUCCCAGAUUGAGUUCACAGCCCAGGGUCAGCUUGAUGCUCAGGUCCAAAACGUGACCGUGACAAACUUCGCGGUCCCGCUUUGCUUCUUCAGACCCGACACCUCGUACACCGUCAGGCUUCGGCACCGCUUCCAGGGCCCGAGGAGCCCCUGGAGCCCGUGGAGCAACGCACAGCAGGGGAGGACGGCCGAGGACGCUCCGUCGGCGGCGCCCGCGUUCUGGAGGCGAAUACGGCACAGAGAGGAGAACGGAUGGAAACGCGUGGUUCUGCUCUGGAAGCCUUUGCUCCACCCUGUGGCCAACGGCAGAGUCCUGUACUACAACGUGACCUGUCAGACGGAGCGCGCGCGAGUCCUGGGCGAAGACGGAGGCUGCGGCGAUUUGAAUCACACCAGGACUUCUUGCAGUUUGCUGCUUCCCGCCGGACGCUGCUCCUGCGCUCUCACCGCCUCCACCUCCGCGGGGACCUCCCCCGAAGCCCGCGUGUGGCUCCGCGGGCCCUCUGACCCGGAACCGCCCUCCGUGAAACAAAUCACUGCACAUGCACUGGAUGAGGGCAGCUUAGAGGUUCGCUGGGCCGCUCCAGGCAACCAAUCAGAAACUGGGUUUGUGCUGGAGUGGUUUGCUGUCAGAGAUGAUACCAGCACCGUCCUGUACUGGGAAAGACUGAAUAGUUCCUGCAGAGCAUUGGUCAUCACAGAGGGAAUAAAGCCGGAGGAGCGUUACUCAGUGUCUGUCACGGUGCUGUACGGUGAACAGGGGGGAGGAAAACACAGCACACUCCACGUCUACACCGUCCAAGGAGCUCCCUCUGCUGGGCCCACGCUGAAGGUGCAGCAGCUCUCCGGCGGCUCGGUGGAGCUCAGCUGGAGGCCUGUAGCCGUGGAGCUGCGUCGCGGUUUCAUCCGAAACUACACAGUCUGUUACUCCGCGAUGAACCAAACAGCCAAGUGUGUGUUUGUGCCGGCUCAUGCUCACACCUGCUCUCUGAAGAGCCUGUUGCCAGGCAACUACGCCAUCUUCAUGCGGUCCAACACGGACGCUGGCGCCGGAGCAGCUGGUCCCGUCAUUAACGUGCACAUAGACGCCGAGGAGCGUUCAGUCAUGAUCUACACCAUCCUCCCUCCUGUGAUGAUGCUGCUGGCCCUGGUUCUGAUGGGCUGCCUGCUGCAGAACAGCAUAGUGAAGCAGAAGCUGUGUCAAGAUCUCCCUGACCCCUCCCACAGCACUGUGGCCCACUGGACCCCGAAAACGGCUGUGAGGGGUCUGAGGCAUUCGCUGGUCGCAGAGCGGUCGCAGGUCAAAUACUCUGAGGUCGACUUUCCUGCGGACAGCGAGCAGCAGAGCUGCGAUGCCGACCAGGAGGUCUAUAACCUGCAGACGUACGCCCCAACUCUGAGGCCUCAGGUGCAUCAGAAUCCCAGGCUGUUGGAGCCGUUUAGCUCUGGUAACCAAACCGGAGCCACGGCGACCUCCAGAGCAGAUCUCUCCUCCUGCGACUGCAUCUAUUCCACAGUUUUACCCUCCCAGACCCUCGAUAAUGCUCCCACACCCUGCAUGUCCCACGCUGGCAGCUCUACUGAUGUUGAGGUGCAGCUCGGUCCAGGGGAGGAGCCCCCACAGCCCAGUAAACUUAAACCCUACAGCCUUUUUCUGAAACAGUAUGAAACCCCAGGUUCCUUGCCUGAUGUCACCUCUGUCUUUACUGCUGAGGUCACAUCACUCCAUCAGCCUUUUUCUCAAAGCGCCUUCAACCUGGCCUCAUUGCUCCAGCUCGGCUCCUUCUCCCGCCCUGAUGCUCCUUCUACCAACUCAUCUACCUCAUUCUCGCCUUCUCGGGCCCUGGUUUUGGUCGAUAUGCCCUACUGCCCUGUGAAAUGUGAACCUUACGCCUCACUUGUCGUUUAGCUUUCGCGACGGCGACACGCUCUACUUGAUGUUUUAGUCUGUGUGAGAAUAAAAGAGAAGAAAAUAUCAGAUCCUGUCGAUGGACGGAUAUGCAUGCACAGCUGCUCUACAUUUGUUUGUAAGAUCUCCAUCUUACUUUCACUCAUCCAUCCCCACAAAUCGUGAUGGCUUAUUUCAACAAAUAAAUAAUCUAAAGUAUAAACACA
Molecule: messenger RNA, 2736 nt
Organism: Betta splendens (Siamese fighting fish)
Lineage: Eukaryota; Metazoa; Chordata; Actinopteri; Anabantiformes; Osphronemidae
Product: interleukin-31 receptor subunit alpha
Exons: 14
Coding region: 83-2530 (815 amino acids)
Biological process (GO): cytokine-mediated signaling pathway
Cellular component (GO): external side of plasma membrane
Molecular function (GO): cytokine receptor activity; protein binding
Source: RefSeq, a predicted model, not a curated record